AUGGCGACAAGUGUCAUCAUUAGAGACGUCGCCGGAUACGCAGCCCCAGCUGCACCACCGGCCCAACGCGAGAGCCAGUCCUUCAGUUCAUCUGGCGAAUACUAUAUGGUCUUGUCCAGCGGCGAGCAAGAGCAGAACAGCGCAGCUGUGAACGCACCCACGUUGGAAGAGAAGCUCGCAGCCUACCAGGCACGCAAGGAGAGGAAGAGACAACAGCGACAGCGAAAGACAUCCAUGGCAAGUGAGAAGAGACAGAUGUUCAAUCGCGAGAUGGAGAAGACGUACACAGAGCAGCAGGCGAUGGAAGAGCUUCUGCACGACCCUCCCUCCAAGGACUCCCCGUGGGGCCCAGCAGUAGAGCGAUACCUUUCAAGCGCGUCGGAGAGCUCCAUGUGCAGCCAGUCUUCGGUGAAUUCUGUCGUGCACGAGCAGGUUGCAUUGGUUUAUUCUGGCUGCAAGUCCGCGACUCGUGGUGACGGGAGUGGGGGUGUAGGUUGCAUUUCCGUGAUUGCGACCAUGGUGCAUGGUCUUAUACAUAAUGCGCAGUGCAGCUCUUUCUUGUGCAUGAGUUGCAGGGCACUACCGCGGUGGAAGCACAUCUCAUUAAUUUGGCACGCACACCCUCGGGGGAAGGUUAAAUCACACAAUAUAUCGUAA
Molecule: messenger RNA, 657 nt
Organism: Symbiodinium sp. CCMP2592
Lineage: Eukaryota; Dinophyceae; Suessiales; Symbiodiniaceae
Source: the annotation of a GenBank genome assembly